Molecule: messenger RNA, 1259 nt
Organism: Entelurus aequoreus (snake pipefish)
Lineage: Eukaryota; Metazoa; Chordata; Actinopteri; Syngnathiformes; Syngnathidae
Exons: 11
Coding region: 153-926 (257 amino acids)
Source: RefSeq, a predicted model, not a curated record
GUGGACUAGCUGUGUGUGACGCCAUGUUGUUUUUGUUUCCAUUACAAAAAAAAAGCUCCACCGUCUCGCCGAGUGCCAGCAAGAGUCAUGAGUACUUGUCAACUCGACUCCUCAACUGGAGAUAACUUUCUAGCACCUCACCAUGGGGAAGGAUGUAUUCAUAUGCCUUCACCAGCACAUGCAUUAAACAUGCAGAGAGUUACACAAGUGGAUGGUAUGAUGAUAGGAUGGUUUUCUGGCCCAGCUAUAAAAACACAGACAGAAUUGAAAGGGCAGCUUUAAAUGAGGAGCAGCAUGAGCCAAACUGGCCAAGAUUUGACGUUUCUGUUGUCCGAACUUGUGACAACUACAAAGACGCAUUAAAAAUAAUGCAACAAUAUGGAAAGGGCUGCGACACCUCAGACCUGCAAUCUGAGGCAGAGAACGAGGAGCUGCCAGAAAAAAGGAACAGGAAGCCAGUCCAUCGUCUCGGGGACUCAGAUGAUAGCGAAGAAGACCCGGGAAAUAGUGACCUCACAUCUCUGGGGUUGACAAGCCAAUUGCACAGGCAGACUGCACCGUCUCGCCGAGUGCCAGCAAGAGUCAUGAGUACUUGUCAACUCGACUCCUCAACUGGAGAUAACUUUCUAGCACCUCACCAUGGGGAAGGACGCAUUCAUAUGCCUUCACCAGCACCUGCUUUAAACAUGCAGAGAGUUACACAAGGAACGGCAGUCCCUCCUCGACUCCCUCCACCCCCCUCACCUGCAGCCCUCAACAUGUGGCAGACAGAGGAGCCUGGAUCCAGCCUGGCCUACAGGCCAACAUGGCGAGGGGGAAGAAUGGCCGACAACAUUUCCUGCUCUGCGCCUGAGGUAAUCCACAUCCUUAGCCUGCUGGAAACUAUUAAGCACAACCAAGACCAGCUGAUUGCGAAGGUGCUGUGAGUAAAAAUGUGUUGACAAGGUCAGCCACGGACGCUGAGGUCACCAAACACGCCAUCAGGUGGUUCAACUUGGCGGGGGAUCGGGCAACGAGGAGACGAGUCCCGCUUCCACCUCCUCAGGAGGAAUAGAGAUGUAUAUGUAUAAAUAAACAACCUUUUAUUGGACUUCUUGUCAUUCACCAGUUAUUCAUUUUCUGAUAUGUUAGCUGUGCAUGGAGCAGCGUUUCCUUGAAGUUGUAGCCUAAUAGAUUAAAUAUGUAUAUUUACUUUUUAAAUAUAUAUUAUAUAUAUUUACUUUAUAGAGUGAAUUGACCAUUUUCUGUUUCUGCCUAUU